Sebastes umbrosus (honeycomb rockfish) is the source of this 2199-nucleotide messenger RNA. It is a transcript of the gene foxa2, whose product is annotated as forkhead box A2. Gene Ontology annotation, biological process: anatomical structure morphogenesis; cell differentiation; regulation of transcription by RNA polymerase II. Lineage: Eukaryota; Metazoa; Chordata; Actinopteri; Perciformes; Sebastidae. The transcript is spliced from 2 exons. Gene Ontology annotation, molecular function: transcription factor binding; RNA polymerase II cis-regulatory region sequence-specific DNA binding; protein domain specific binding. The record is from RefSeq and is a predicted model, not a curated record. Bases 358 to 1680 code for a protein of 440 amino acids.
GGUGUACAAUUGGAGGUGGGGGGAGUCUGAGGAGUCUCUAUCACGCCUAGGUGCGAGGAGAUUAUUCAAAUAGGGCCCAAAGGCGUAGAAGUAGCUGGAUUGGAGGCUUGCCUAGCGCACGGAGCUAUAUCACAGCGUUAACAGGCAGCACGGAGCGUCAUUUGAACUCCAGUCACUGACAGACAGACGCAUUUCACGGCUGGUCUCCGUUAAAGACACACACCAACGCCAGUUCCUCUCGACGAAAGGGGGGACACGCCGACGACCCACAAUACACCACAGUGGUCCCCAGUCACCUGCUAUUAGAGAGACUUUUUGGCUUUUCCCCUGCUGGGAGACGCUUUGUAAAAGUCCUCCAUGAUGCUUGGAGCAGUUAAAAUGGAAGGACACGAACACACCGACUGGAGCACCUACUACGGAGAGCCCGAGUGUUACACCUCGGUUGGCAACAUGAACACAGGCCUGGGAAUGAACUCUAUGAACACCUACAUGAGCAUGUCCGGCAUGGGCAGCGCGGCCAACAUGACGGCCAACUCCAUGAACAUGUCCUACGUCAACACCGGCAUGAGUCCCUCCAUGACCGGCAUGUCUCCCGCGGGCGCCGCCGGAGCCAUGAACGGAGGCAUGGGCGGCGUCGGAGCCAUGACUGCCAUGAGCGCGGCCCUGAGCCCCAGCAUGAGCCCCAUGAGCGGGCAGCCCGCCUCCAUGAACGCCCUGACCUCCUACACCAACAUGAACGCCAUGAGCCCAAUAUACGGACAGUCCAACAUCAACCGCUCCAGAGACCCCAAGACGUACCGCAGGAGCUACACGCACGCCAAACCGCCGUACUCCUACAUCUCCCUCAUCACCAUGGCCAUCCAGCAGUCUCCCAGCAAGAUGCUGACUCUAGCGGAGAUCUACCAGUGGAUAAUGGACCUCUUCCCUUUUUACCGGCAGAACCAGCAGCGCUGGCAGAACUCCAUCCGACACUCGUUGUCCUUCAAUGACUGUUUCCUCAAAGUGCCCAGGUCGCCGGAUAAACCGGGUAAAGGCUCCUUUUGGACGCUCCACCCGGACUCCGGGAACAUGUUUGAGAACGGCUGCUACCUGAGGAGGCAGAAGCGCUUCAAGUGCGACAAGAAGAGCGUGAAGGAAGGCGGCGGCGGCGGCGGGCGUAAAGGUGGAGGUGGAGGUGGAGACGGCUCCUCCAACAGCAGCUCCGAAAGCUGCAACGGAAACGAGUCCCCGCACUCCAACUCGUCCUCCGGAGAGCACAAAAGGUCCCUGUCGGACAUGAAGACGAGCCACCAGGCGCUGAGCCCGGAGCACGUCGCCGCCUCCGGAGCCUCUCCGGUGUCGCAGCAGCAGCAGCAGCAGCAGCAGCAGCAGCACCUCAUGGCGCAGCAGCAUCACUCGGUGCUCGCGGCGCACGAAGCGCACCUGAAGCCGGAGCACCACUACUCCUUCAACCACCCGUUCUCCAUCAAUAACCUCAUGUCCUCGGAGCAGCAGCAUCACAAAAUGGACCUAAAGACUUAUGAACAGGUGAUGCACUACUCCGGAUACGGCUCCCCCAUGGCCGGGGCUCUUUCCAUGGGCUCCAUGGCGGGAAAAGCUGGUCUAGUGGAUGCUUCAUCCAUACCUGACACGACUUAUUACCAAGGCGUCUAUUCCAGGCCGAUCAUGAACUCCUCAUAAACUCUUUUACCACCACACCACCUUCCAUCAUGCGAUGUUGGACUUUCUUUCUUUCCCCCCCCCCCCCCCCCACCCCCCUCCCCCCUCUUCUUCAAUUUGUACAUUUGUAAAAAAAAAAAAAUAUAGAGUUUGUGUACAAUAUGUAUUUCAGAUAUUUUUGACGUUUCCCACCGUUUUAGUUGUCGAAGUUUGUUAGUAGCCUAAUUAUUUUGAGAGAGGAUGUUGAUAAUAAUAUUAAUAAUAAUGAUAAUUAAAAAGUACUGAUAAUGUGACGAGAUCUGUUCAGAAGUCGGCUUCAGGAGUGGAACCCCAAAGACAAACAACAACAACAACAACAACAACAACAACUUGCUGUAAAAUAGCCUCCAUCUGCAGAACUGGAUUCCUUAAAUGAAUUUAAAUGCCUCGCAGGAUUUCUUCAAUCAUUUGUGUAAUUCCUAUUUAUGGCUUGUAUAUGUGUAUUCUUGUAGUGACAAGAACAGAAUCUAUAUUAAAGUGUUAUUGGUUUUGUUUUCUGAA